Messenger RNA from Manis pentadactyla (Chinese pangolin), 2502 nucleotides. It is a transcript of the gene IFIT3, whose product is annotated as interferon induced protein with tetratricopeptide repeats 3. Gene Ontology annotation, cellular component: cytosol. The coding region runs from base 436 to 1950 and encodes 504 amino acids. Gene Ontology annotation, molecular function: protein binding. Gene Ontology annotation, biological process: defense response to virus. NCBI's taxonomy places the organism in Eukaryota, Metazoa, Chordata, Mammalia, Pholidota, Manidae. The transcript has 4 exons. The record is from RefSeq and is a predicted model, not a curated record.
CUUUCCAGUUCCUCUUCCCUUUCACAAAGGCGAGCAGUCAGAAACCGGAGAGAGCAUCAGCUGAUGCCUUCCUUGCCACCCCCCCCCCCCAAUCCCCUUGCCAUUUGCAAAGCUCCUUCAGAAUUUACUGGAGGCUGACCAGGAGGAUAUCCAGAGAAUGAAUCAGCUUGGACUCCAUCUUCUCAGAACAGAGGAGAAGCAGAUUGCGGUCCUGAGGUCAGCGAGAAAAGCCAUCAAUUAAGGGCUAGUAUCCUGGAAGGAAGCCUCUUCCACAUUUGCUUGUGCUCCACAGCAGAGAACAAAGUCAGCCUGGACACCGGCUUUCAGGACUGCAGGGAAACAGCCAUCAUGAGGCAGCCCAAGGACUCUGAAGGAAGGGCUCCCAGCAGAGCAGGAACUGGCAGCUAGGAAGAGACAUGAGCUUGUGGAGAGAGCAUGCUCAGAUCCUUUCACACAAAAUCUGGUCAAUGGGGCCUGGAGGAUAGUUACUGGAGCAAAGUCAGCAAGAAUUCUCUGGACAAAAUCCUUCCAAAGCUGAAGUGCCAUUUCACAUGGAACUUAUUUAAGGGAGAAAGUAUCUCACAUGAUCUAGAAGAUAGAGUGUGUAACCAGAUUGAAUUUUUAAAUACUGAGUUCAAACCUACAAUGUACAACUUAUUGGCCUACGUAAAACACCUUAGAGGCCAAAAUGAGGCGGCCCUGGAAUGCUUGGGGCAAGCUGAAGAGUUGAUCCAGCGAGAGCACAGUGACCAAGCAGAAAUCAGGAGCCUGGUCACCUGGGGAAACUAUGCCUGGGUCUACUACCACCUGGGCAGACUCUCAGAAGCUCAGACUUAUGCAGACAAGGUGAAACAAGUAUGUGAGAAGUUUUCAAAUCCUUACAGUAUUGAGUGUCCUGAGCUAGACUGUGAAGAAGGGUGGACACGGUUAAAGUGUGGAGAAAGGCAAAAUGAAAGGGCAAAGGUGUGUUUUGAGAAGGCUCUGGAAGAGAAACCUGAUGACCCAGAAUUCUCCUCUGGACUGGCGAUCGCGAUGUACUGUCUGGAUAAAAAACCACAGAACCAGUUCUCAGUCAAGGUUCUGAAACAGGCUAUUGAGUUGAGUCCUAACAAUGAGUAUAUCAAAGUUCUCUUGGCCCUGAAAUUGCAGAAGAUGAAUGAAAAGGCUGAAGGGGAGCAGUUGGUUGCAGAGGCCCUGGAGAAAGCGCCUUGCCAAACAGAUGUCCUUUGCAGUGCAGCCAAAUUUUACAAAAGAAAAGGUGAUUUAGACAAAGCUAUUGAACUGUUUUUAAAGGCACUGGAAUCCUUACCAAACAAUGGCUACCUUCAUUACCAGAUCGCAUAUUGCUAUAAGGCAAAAGUCAAACAGAUUCAGAAUACAGGAGAAUUGGAAACAAGUGGGCAUAGAGAAAAAAUUGAAGGACUAAGAAAAUGUGCUGUGGGUUAUUUGACUAAAACUAUUGAAAAGGGCCUAGAUCCUCAGAGUGUACAUCCUGAUCUCAUUGGGCUCUUGGAAACAGAAGAAAAUCGUCAGAUAGUAAUAGAUGGUAAGGAGCUCCCUAGCACUGAGAGGCAACAACUCUAUCAGCGCUAUUCCAUCUUUCGGGCAUACUGUGAGAAGUCGGAAGACACUGCUGUCCAACAUUAUUCAGAGGGUUUGCCCAUAACCACAGUAUCAACUGAGAAGGAAAAGAUGAAAUACCAACUACAAAACAUAGGUGAAAAUCAGCUUCCACGAAAUGCACCAAAUUCUUGGUAUCUCCAAGGAUUAAUCCACAAGCUGAAUGGAGAUCUGCUACAAGCAGCCAAAUGUUAUGAGAAGGCAUUGGGCCAUGUACUAAGGAACAGCCCAUCAGGCAUAGGCAGCCUUUUCCUGUCAGCGUCUGAGCUUGAAGGAGGCAGUGAGGAAAUGGGUCAGGAUGCAGAGCUCUGCUCUCGGAGAACUCCCUGACCCCUGAGCUGAAACUGAGAGGAGGGAAAUGAACUGUCAGGGAGCCUGGAAUGGUGGUCAUGCUGGGGAGGUGGGUAGGAAGGCAGAAGUUCCCCUAUCUGAGCUUGUUGAACAAAGUAGUUGUGCUUACUGCUUUAAGGAACAUUUUAGAGAGUUGUUUUCUCAUAUCUGGCUCCUUUGUCCAUACCAGCCACACAGAGUUCUCUAGUCUCUAGGUCUUACAACAAAUUACUAGUAGAAGUACUGCUUCCAGCCUGCAUGAUACUGAUUAGUUCUCAGUUUGCAUUCAGUUCACCAGAUAUUCCCUAUUUCUGCCCUUCUUGCCAAGGAUCAUAAGAGGUGACAGUCUACCAAGAAUCUCAUGUCCUUUACCCCAUUACUAUCUAGACUUCUGGGCCUCCUGGGAGACUAGCUUUUGACUAACCCUGGAAUAUUCCUUAUGUCCUGCCCUUGGCUUUAGCCAUGUAUUUAUAUGUAUUCUUGAUAGUGAUACUACCAUAAACAUGUAUUCUUGAUAGUAAUGCUACAAUAAAUUUAAAAAUGUCAACUCAG